AUGGCAAGACUAAAACGGGUAUUAUUGUCGCCUAGAUCGUACAUUAAAUCGAUACUAUUGGUGACUAUCAUUUAUACAAUAUAUUUAUCAACUUCAACUACCACUUCAGUAUAUUUAACCACCACUCAAUCCAAACUAAAUAUAUAUAAAAACCAAUUAUAUCAAAAGAUCAAUCAUCAAUUCAAUCAAUGGUAUUACAAUAUCUUAGCUUCCGAUUAUGAUUUCUUUUCUGAUUCAAAUUUCCAACAACAAUUAACUGCAAUCAAAUCUGAAAAAUUACACGAUGAAAAUCAUAAACUAGAUCUUUGGAAUCUUGAUGAUAGUUUUAAAUUACCUUUAUCGGUUAAAGUACCCAAUUAUUUAUUAUCUUCUUCUUCUUCCUCGUCGUCAUCAAGUACUGACGAGAAACCUUUGAUCCAGCCAUUUGAUCCUCGUUUAACAUUAUCAGUAUACUAUAAUUACAUCGAAACACACAUUAACAAACAAAGUCAUGAUAGCAGUAAUGAUCUAAAAUUACCAUUUCAUUGGUCUGAUUGGGUUGAUUUCUCCAAAUUAAACAAGUAUAUUCUUAAUCCAUUGAAAACUGACCUUUGUUCCAAUUUAUUUGAUUUAUCUCAUGAUGACAAAUUGAAUGAGGAUUCUGAAAUUAAAAGUGUUGAUAAAUAUUGUCAAUUUAUGGGUAACACUAAUAAUGAUAAUGAAAAUAAGGCUACUAAGAUGUUGGGGUAUAAGAUUUUUGCCCCAGCCCAUGCUCAAACAGGUGAUAAUCAUGAAUUAAUUGGUAAAUCAUACCUUUACACCCAAGCACCAUCGCCGAAACGGUUGGUUUUUUUAACAAAUACUAAUGAUAAUUACCAAUUUGACAUUGAUAACUAUAAUGUGAACAAUGUUACUAAUUCAAUUUUAUACAAUGAGAAGUUGACUUCAGACUUGGAAUCAAAAGUUACCAAGGAAAAUGAACAAUCAUCAACAUUAAAUGUAUUGUCAAGUUAUAUUUCCUUGAUUAAGAAUUCUCCACCGUCACUAUUACCAACGAAACAACAAAACAACCAAAACAACCAAAACAACCCCAAUGAUAAUGAAAUCAAUAGUCAUGUAAUUGAUAUCCCAGAAGAAUAUUUUAUUAAUGAUCCACGAUCAAUUAUUAACCAGCUUGAAUCAUCAAAUUCACAAUUGUCAAACUCUGAACAAGAUUUUUUAAGUUCAAUAAAAUAUAGUGUUGAUUGUAAUGAUCCACCAAAAUAUUUUUAUGAAGCCAAAUUUGUUAAGGCAAUGAAAGAAAACUGGCAUGGUGAACAUUAUGAUUGGAGAUUUUUUAAUGGUGUUACAAUACAUAAUGCACAACAGCAAUCAAUUAUAUUGCACAGAUUAUUGAAAAAUUAUUUAAAAUUCACUCAAUCAAAUAAUUUAAUUACUUGGAUUGCUCAUGGUUCAUUGUUGUCCUGGUAUUGGAAUGGGAUUAAUUUUCCCUGGGAUAAUGAUAUUGAUGUUCAAAUGCCAAUUCAUGAAUUGUAUCAAUUAGCAAGGUUUUAUAACCAAUCUUUGGUAAUUGAAAAUGUUGGAACUAAGCAUCUUGGAAACAACAAACAACAACAAAAUGCUGGCAGUGAUAAAAAUGAAGAAUUUGAAUUUGAUGGUAUGGGGCGUUAUUUUAUUGAUGUUGGAUCUACAAUUACUCAUCGUACAAAGGGGAAUGAUAAUAAUCACAUUGAUGCUCGAUUCAUUGACAUUGAUACUGGAUUAUACAUUGAUAUCACCGGAUUAGCAUUGACUAGUGAACAAUCCCCAGAUAGAUAUGAUGAUUUAUUGACCAUUAAUCAAAAUAGUGCUGAAGCUAGACAAAAAUUGGAUCAGUUGAAACAAAACCAAAAAGAUGGUAAUAAUAAUAAUAAUCACUCAUUUAAAAAUCAACAAUUGAAAAUUUAUAAUUGUCGAAAUAAUCAUUUCAGUUCCUAUGAUGAAUUAUCACCACUAAUUCAAACCGUUGUGGAAAAUCAACCAGGUUAUAUCCCGAAAAAUUUUAUGGUGAUUUUAAAUGAUGAAUAUAAUUUAGAAUCUUUGACGAAAAAGAAUCAUCGUGAUUUCACUUAUUUUAAUAAUUUUAAUCUUUGGCUAAAUACUAAAGACGUGUCAAACUAUUUGGCAUAUAAACAUUCACCAAGUGAUAGUUCACCUGAAGGGAAUAAUCAAGCGUACAGUUUGAUUAAAUUUAAUAAGUUGCUGAAAUCAGAUCAUAUUAAUUUAUUAAAUUAUAAUGUAUUAAUGAUGAAAGAGUAUUUGGAAACAAUGAAUUUUACAAAUUAUCAUAAUUUAGAAUUAAAUCAAUUAUUAAAAAUUGGUAAUUAUAAUCAUAACCAUGUAAAUACUAAUUUAUCAAAUACUAGUAUCUACAGAGAAAGUUAUGAUUUAUUUAAUUAUUAUCGAGAUAAUUAUAAAUUAGGAUACAGUUUACGUCCAGACCAUUUUAUAAAUUUUAUUAUUCAUGAUAAUUCUCGAUGGGAUUAUCAAUUACAAGUUGACGAUUUGAUUAAGUUACAGAAACAAUUGAAUGAUGAUCCACAACAGCAACAACAACAACAACAACAAGAAAAAGAGCAACAAAAUUGA
Candida dubliniensis CD36 is the source of this 2607-nucleotide messenger RNA. RefSeq lists its product as uncharacterized. The transcript has a single exon. The record is from RefSeq and is a predicted model, not a curated record. Bases 1 to 2607 code for a protein of 868 amino acids. Lineage: Eukaryota; Fungi; Ascomycota; Pichiomycetes; Serinales; Debaryomycetaceae.